AUGCAAAAUGCGUGGCAUAAACUAAACAAGGCCGUUCAAAAUAUCCAGAAUGUCAUACUUACAGAUGAUGAUAAUAGCAAUUCCAUAAUAAAAGAUGAAAAUAACAAUAAGAAGGAAGAAUUUACAAAAUGUAAUGAGAAAACUUUUAGUUUUUCUAAUUUGAAGACCUUUUCGCAAAUUAGUUAUGAUCGGAAAGGUUUUCAUUUAUCAUAUGAUAAUAAACAAGAUGAUAAUAAAAAUUUUAAUGAAUAUGGAAAUGUUAAGAAUACAAACAAUAAUAUUUUAAAAUCCUAUAAAGACAGUAGUAUAAGAAAUGAUAAAGAAAUAAUAUACAAUAUGAAAAAUAUAUUAUAUGAAGAAAUAAUAAAUAAUAUAAACCUAUUUAAAAAUUUUAUGAAAAAUGAAAAGGCACAAUUAUUAAUCAAUGAAUAUAAAAUUAAUUAUUAUAAUUCAAUAAAAAGUGAUUUUUUUUUCUUAAAUUAUAUUUCUAUAAGUAAAUAUAUUUUACUUAUAUUAUCAAAAUUUUUAAAUAUUCAUUUGAUUGAUAAAUUUGAAUGUAUUCAUAUAAAUAAUAAAGAAGAAUAUGAAUAUUAUAUAAAAAAUUUAUUUUUUGACAUACUCAAAAUUGAGAAUAUACAUCAUGUAUAUGAUAAUAAUACAAUUUCCGAAGAAAAUAUAAGUAAAGGGGGAAUUCUUAACAAUAUAUAUAAAAGUGGAAGUUUUCAUAAUAAUAAUUAUAGUGUAGAAAUAAAUAAUACUAAUAAAAAAUUUAUAGAAAAAGACACUAGCCAAAAAAAUGAAUCUUCCCCUAAUACAUUAAUAAGAUGCAAUUCUUUAGAUUAUAUAUUAAGAUAUAAAAAUAAUCUUACUUUUAAUAAUGAAAAAAAAUCACCCUUUUCCAUUAUAGGUCAUAUAUCAUCUAAAAAGGAUGUAGACCAAAUGAAUAAACAAAUGGAUGAUCCAUAUGAUAUACACAAACAAAAUUUAAAUAAUAAUAUGAAAAGAGAACAUAUCAAUCAAUAUAAUAAUAAUACUGAAUAUGCUACUAUAAAUGAUAAAACUGAUAAUAAUCAUAUUGACAUAUCAGUUAUGGAAUAUGAUCAAGUAGGACAAAAUAAUCAACCGCUAUAUACCAAAUAUAAAAGUAAUUAUACUCACAGUAAUAAUAUAUAUGAUGAUAAUGAUAAUGAUUCUUCUUGUUUCCAUUCCAAACAAACAAGUAAUAAACCAUUUAAUAAUAGUAAUAUUCAUAAUAUUGAGAAAAAUGACUUUUGUCAAAAUAUGGAAAAUUAUACUACAUAUAAUAAUAAUAAUAAUAAUAAUAUGAAAGAAAAAAGUGUAGUUAAUUCAAAAAAAAAUUUUGAUCCAUUCCCAGAUAAAUCUUCUCUAACCGAAUGUGAAGAACACGAAUUUCUUAUUAGAAACGACACAAAAAUUGAUUUCUCAAAAAUUAUUAAAUCAAUGAAAGAAGAACAUAAUAUUAAAAUUGAUAUAUUGAAUUCUCAAAUAAAAAUUUUAAAAGACGAACUAGCUAAAAAUAAUGAUGUGCAAACAAAUAUGAGAAAAAUGAAAAAGGAUAUAGAAAAAUAUCAAAAAGAAUUAGAUAAUAAAAAUCAAAUUAUAGAUGAUUUACAUAAUGAAAAAAAUAAUUUACAAUAUCGUUUAGAUGAAUUAGAAUUAAAGUAUAAAGAAAAUACAAAUUCAGGUGAUACCAAAGAAGCAUUAAAACAAUAUUGUGAGAAAAAUCAUAUAGAUAAACAAAUAAUUAUAGAAUUAAUAAAAAAUAGUAAUGAUAUAUUAAAAAAAAGAAAUGUGAAGAAAGAAAUAUUUCUCAUAUUAUGUGAUAUAUUAGGUAUAAAAAAUAUGAUACCUGGUUUGGAAGAAAAAGAUAUAUCAGAACAAUUCUUGGAAUUUAUGGAUGAAGAGACAAAAUAA
Plasmodium reichenowi is the source of this 1935-nucleotide messenger RNA. RefSeq lists its product as hypothetical. Lineage: Eukaryota; Apicomplexa; Aconoidasida; Haemosporida; Plasmodiidae. The transcript has a single exon. The record is from RefSeq and is a predicted model, not a curated record. Bases 1 to 1935 code for a protein of 644 amino acids.